Molecule: messenger RNA, 459 nt
Organism: Stegastes partitus (bicolor damselfish)
Lineage: Eukaryota; Metazoa; Chordata; Actinopteri; Pomacentridae
Product: carbonyl reductase [NADPH] 1-like
Exons: 3
Coding region: 144-452 (102 amino acids)
Molecular function (GO): carbonyl reductase (NADPH) activity
Source: RefSeq, a predicted model, not a curated record
CUCCUCCCAGCCUGCUCCCCUUCUCCUCUGUCUCCUGAUCUUCAGCCUCCAUAUAUCUGCUCAUUUCCUCCUGCAGCUCUGCCACUUUUCUCUGCAGCUUCUUCCCCACAGCUUCUCUCGGCAGAACAACAGCAGCUCCAAACAUGUCGAUCAAGGUUGCCGUGGUGACCGGGAGCAACAAGGGCAUCGGAUUGGCCAUCGUCCGAGCGCUCUGCAAGCAGUUCAAGGGAGACGUUUACCUGAUGUCCAGAGACGUCGGUCGAGGUGAGGAGGCCGUGAAGUCUUUGUCCUCGGAGGGACUGAAUCCAAAGUUCCACCAGCUGGACAUCAAUGAUGUGAACAGCAUCAUAGCUGCAGCCGCUUUCUUCAAAGAGAAGUACGGAGGAGUGGACGUCCUCGUCAACAACGCCGCCAUCUUAUUCAAAGGUGAGAGACACACUAAUGAAUAUUAAAGUGCAC